GCUAACCUAAUCGAUUCUAUCGAAUUGAAUUUGCACAUGCUCGCGGCAAUUUAAACUCGGUUAAGCAUCGGCGAAUCGAUAUUAAUCGGUUUAUCAAUCAAAAUCGUUUGUCUAAGUCGAUGAUUGAAACGAAUAAAUAAGAAUACAGUGUGUGUUACGAAAUUGUGCGACAGUUGUAUUUCCGUUUUGUAAUACAUAAACGAUUAAUUAGUUUCUCGAUCAAAAUCAACUAAACUAAUUAUUAACGUUAAAAUGAAAUUCAAUUGAAAUUCAGUGUAGUAUUAUUAAAAUGUCUGAGGGUUUUUCCGUUUUGUUAUAUGUAAACAAUUGGUUGGUUUAUUAAUACAAUUCUUUGCCGAAAUUUACCAUUAACGUGAAUAAUCUAUCAGUGUCGUAAUAUAAUAAAAUGUGCUGUGGUGCUGCAUAUGUUUUAUAAUACGUAAACAAUUGGAUUUAUCGAACAAAAUUGUCUAAAUUAAUUCGUAAAACAAACAGUUAAUCAAGAACACAGUUUAUGUUAUUAAAAGAAGUUCUAUUUUUCCAAAAUCAACUUCAUCAAUUAAUUCAACAUUGUGCUUUCAAAAUGUUUGUAAUAUAUAUUAUUAUAGCAUUAUUUAAUGCGCCCGUUGUGUUUGGUGCUCAGCAAGGAAAAUGCGAUCAAACGCCACCACAAGCAAAAGUGUUAAUUCCAAGCAAAAAUAAAGGCACAUACAAACUAACUAUAGAAACUAAUCAGCAAAUCCCGUUUCUGUUCAUGCCGGACCAGACAUAUGUUGUAACACUCCAGACACAGAAUAACGCCAAACCAUUCCGGGCGUUUAUGAUCACCGCAGAGGAUCCAAAUGUAGACAAUACCCAUGACCUCGGCCCAAAUUUAGUGGACGUGGGUAGCCUGAAGACUUUGGAUACGGAGAUUGGCAGGAAGUCCAGAUACAGCGAAAGAUGUUACAGUUCUGUUGAGAAUACUGACAGCUCCGAUAAAUAUAAGAUUGAGAUUCAUUGGAUAUCGCCGAAGCAAAGCUACACAUCACAAAAAAUCCGUCUUCGCGCUAUGGUGGCUGAAAACGAAGAAGUAUGGUACACUGGAGGAGACGAUCUGAUAGUGAUGAUGGAGAAAGACAACCAUCCUCCUCUGGACAGUCCACCUCAUCCACCGUCUCCGACAUGCAACUUGUGCAGUGAAGCGAGAUAUGAGGUUGUUUUUCAAGGCCAGUGGUCGAGAUUAAAACAUCCAUACCAUUAUCCAAGUAAACCUGACGAAAAUGGGUACAGCCAUAUGGUUGGUGCUUCCCAUUCCUAUAACUACAUCAUGUGGAAACAAGGACUUAAGGCCAGCGACGGUUUGAAGCUACUAGCUGAACAAGCUGAUGUCACAGAAAUGGAGAGAGAAAUUAUAAAUGCGAUGUCAAAAGAAAAUGGAACAAGAACUCUGAUAAGAGGAAAACGGCGUCAUCAUCCAUAUAUGGCGGAACCAUCGCAAGCAUUAUUUCGUGUAGAUAGAGAACAUCACAUGUUCUCUAUAGCCGUCGCGAUGAGGCCAUCGCCAGAUUGGUUUUUGGGGACAUCUAGGUUUGAACUGUGUAAAGAGGACGAAUGGUUGGAAUAUUACGAAAUACCUUUGUUUCCAUGGGACGCUGGAACUAUGGAUGGAGUAUCUUACGAGUCAACACCAACAAUGACCCAGCCUGUAGACGUAGUGAAACGAGUUGAAGUGGGUUCCUUCAAUAGGGAGUCCCCAUUCUAUCAAAAGAACUUGAAAGAUUUAGCACCCUUCGCUACUCUUCAAGUUAAGAGAUUGGACGUGUAUCCUAUACCAGAAGAGGAUUGUCAUCAGGACCAAGAAGACAAUUCUAAACGAAAUGCAGAAGAAGGAGAUGAAGAUACAGAAGAAAUGGAAGCGCUAGAUGAACCCCAGGCGGCGGAGUCGAGGCAAUCCGAAGGAACGUGUAGUGUUAGUGAGUGGAGUGACUGGUCUCCAUGUGUCCCUGAUAAUGGGAUUUGUGGAAGGGGGCUACAAACAAGAAAGAGCAUUAAAAACGGAAGCACAUAUAAUAACCAUAUCAGUCAAACUCAUCAACAAAUCGGUUCACGUAGCAACUGUAAUGAAGACGAUGCUGUGAGGGUACAAAACCGACAUUGUUCUAUAAACUGUUAAAACAACACGUGUGUACAAUAAAGUGUGAUCAUAUAAACAGAUUGUUAAUAAUGAUUAGCUAUACCCGUAAAACAUGGAUAUCUAUUGAAUUUCAUUGAUUGCUUAGAAUGUUUGAUACGAUUUUAUUUAUUAGGUUUAGGUACUGCCUACCUUUAUAUCAGGAUUACAAUCAAAUGACGUAAUAAUUUGAUACCUACCUACUUACCAAUUAUAAAAUAUUUAAUUGUAAGUACUAUUAGUAACUGUUAAUUAUAUUUUAAAUAGGUAUAGGUAAGUAUUAUAGAAGUCCAACUGCCUAAUUAAGUAAUUAGAUAACAAAGUAUACAUAGAUUUAUGUAGA
This is a messenger RNA of Galleria mellonella (greater wax moth), 2495 nucleotides long. Its product is annotated as spondin-2-like. Gene Ontology annotation, cellular component: extracellular matrix. Gene Ontology annotation, biological process: cell adhesion. NCBI's taxonomy places the organism in Eukaryota, Metazoa, Arthropoda, Insecta, Lepidoptera, Pyralidae. The record is from RefSeq and is a predicted model, not a curated record. Bases 515 to 2155 code for a protein of 546 amino acids. The transcript has 10 exons.